ACACACACACUGGUGCUGGGAUUACAAACACGCGCUACUCACAAACACACACACAGAUGCGUGUUAAAGCCGCUGAAUGCGACUCGGUGCGAUUCGGAUACGACUGGAUUUCCGUGUCGGAUUUGUGCACGCGGGAGCUGAGAGCGCGCGCGGGAUGGUCUCGCGCUCUCCCUGUGGAAUAGAUGGGGUCUCGCGCUGACGCUGCGUGUUUUGGUAACGCGUACGGAACUCCGGACUGAAAGGAGACUUUUCUUUCUUCGUCUUUUUGUUUUUUCUAGUACUUUCGGAGCGCCACCAAGAUACAUAAUUGUGUUUGUGAAAUACAAUUUUGGCGAAAAAACACACCGUUUGGUUAAAAAAUGGACCUUAACAAGGUCUCCGAGUGCUUGUUUUGGCAUGGGAUGCUAAGCUAGCUGCUAAAAAGCAAGCCGCACGAGUGCGUUUUAUAUUGUUUUUAUUUUUUUAAUUAUAUAUUUUUUUGUCUCAAUGGAGGAAAAAGUUGCUUUUCUUUAAUCUUUUUCAAUUUCGAUUUUUGUGCAGUACUGAAAAAUAAAUAAGUAAAUAAAUAAAAGGAGCAAGCAAACAAACCCCAGCACAUAUACUUUUUUUUAUUUAAAAAAAACCCAAAACAUGGCAAGUCCAUCUACAGAUAAGGCUUGUUUUUCGGACGUGAGAAAGGUGGGUUAUUUAAGGAAACCCAAAAGCAUGCACAAAAGGUUUUUUGUUCUCCGAGCUGCAAGCGAUACCGGAACGUCCAGGUUGGAGUACUAUGAAAAUGAGAAAAAAUGGAGACACAAAUCCGGGGCUCCGAAAAGAUCAAUUCCACUCGAGACAUGUUUCAAUAUCAACAAAAGGGCGGAUUCCAAAAACAAACACCUUGUCGCGCUUUACACCAAGGACGAAUACUUUGCGGUCGCAGCGGACAAUGAGCUGGAGCAGGACGCGUGGUACGAAGCUCUCGUAGACCUCCACAACCAAGGAAAGGUCCACGAAAGUGCCAGGAGUAAUGGGGUCGGAGAUGACAGUUACGGAGAGACUGCUACACCCGGGCCAGCCUUCAAAGAAGUAUGGCAAGUUAUACUGAAACCAAAGGGACUUGGACAGAUCAAAAACCUAAUUGGAGUUUACAGACUUUGCCUCACAAAUAAGACUUUGGGUUUUGUUAAACUUAAUUCCGAUGCUGCGGCGGUCGUUUUGCAGCUGAUGAACAUCCGGAGGUGUGGGCACUCUGAAAAUUUCUUUUUCAUUGAAGUCGGGAGGUCUGCGGUCACGGGGCCCGGCGAGUUUUGGAUGCAGGUUGACGACUCGGUUGUGGCUCAGAACAUGCACGAAACUAUUUUGGAGGCUAUGAAAGCUAUGAGUGAAGAAUUUCGGCCCCGGAGCAAAAGCCAGUCCUCUUCCAACUGCUCCAAUCCCAUUUCCGUGCCAGUAAGGACGAGGCAUCAUCACAACAACCCUCCUCCGAGUCAGGUCGGGUUGGGAAGGCGCAUGAGGGCCGAAAGUGUGACUGCUACGUCUCCAGCCGGCCCAGGGAGACACAGUCAUUCGUUCAGAGUUAGGGCAUCGAGUGAUGGAGAAGGGACUAUGUCAAGGCCAGCGUCAGUAGACGGGAGCCCUAGUAGCCCAAGAUCUUCUAGGCUGCAGUCGCAAAGGCACAGGGGUAGAUCUAGGCUGCAUCCUCCACUAAACCAUAGCAGGUCCAUCCCUACGCCAUCAUCGCGAUAUUCUCCGUCAGCUGUCAGCCCUAUAAGUCUGUCCUCCAGCAGCACUAGUGGACACGGGUCAACUUCUGAUAGUCUUUUCCCUCGACGAUCCAGUGCCUCAAUAUCAGGGUCACCUAGUGAUGGUGGUUUCAUCUCCUCUGAUGAAUACGGUUCCAGUCCAUGUGAUUUUCGAAGCUCCUUCCGGAGCGUGACCCCUGACUCGCUUGGACAUACCCCUCCUGCCAAAGAAGAAGAACUGAAUAACUACAUAUGUAUGAGCAAGCCUGGUUCACUGACUAGUACAGGGAGCCAGUCCAGAGUAACUCCUUCUCACAUGGAUGAGUCAGACUUGGAGAAAUGUUUUAGAAAAAGGACACAUUCAUCUGGCACCCUGUCACCCCCAGCUACAUGCCACCAAACAACACCUUCACAGGACGAAUACGCUGUAAUGACGCCAACGUAUAAUCGCAGCUGCUCUGUAUCAUCGUCUUCGCCAUCAAUAUGCCGGAACUUGUCUACAAAUUCCUAUCCUGAAGAAUGCUUGGACAUGCCAACGGCGGAAGGUGGCAGGGAGUCCAGUCACAAGGACGACGGCUACAUGCCAAUGUCACCCGGUGUAGCCUCUGCAGCGGUUACUGGAACCAGCGGAGACUACAUGCCUAUGAGUCCAAAAAGUGUUUCGGCACCUCAGCAGAUUAUCAAUCCUCGUCUGCAUUCACGAGUGGACUCCAAUGGCUACAUGAUGAUGUCACCAAGCGGUAGCUGUUCCCCAGAUGUUUCCACAAACUACAGAAAGAUCUGGACCAACAGCAUGAACCCUACACUGUCUGUCGAGAGCACAGAGGGGAAAGUGUCUUCAUGUGGAGACUAUAUAAACAUGUCGCCUGCUAGCGGCUCAACGACUGGUACCCCACCAGACUGCUACUUUAACCCUGUAGACGAGCUGUCCAGGCCAGCUUACGCAUACUACUCUUUACCCCGUUCUUUUAAGCACACUAGCAGGAAGCAGGACCAGAGCCCCUUGCAGAUGUCACUUGGCAGCAGUCGCUUGGUUUGCGCCGAUUCUUCCUCGUCCUCGGCUAGCAGUGAUAGUUUGGGUGGUCAGUCUAAUUCACAACAGCCUUCUGUCAGGCCCAAAAGGUUAGAGGUCAACUCUCGGAUGGUACGACCAACAAGACUGUCGUUGGAUGCUAACAGAGCUAGCACACUUCCACGAAUGCGCGAAAACCCUUUCCCAGGCGAGCCCAAAAGUCCGGGAGAGUAUGUCAACAUCGAGUUCAACGACAAAGCGUUUUCAGCCAGCAUAGCAUCGCUGUUUUCAUCUGAAUACGUUGGGAACGGAGCUGACGUUCCGGCAGAGCCAGCUUCUUCUGAUUACAUGAACAUGCAGCUCGUUUCACAAUCUAGAUCGGCAUCUCGUUCCCCUGUUCACGCCACUUCUAGUCCAUCAGAAACCCUAGCCUCCUCCCCUCACCUGCCAUGUGAAACCAUACGUGAACGUGACUACAUGAGUAUGCAACUGAGCUCUUACUCUGCAGCCUAUCCUGAUUCCCAGACAAUACUCAUAAACGCUUCGUCACAAGACCCGGAUGUCCUGGUCUGCUCUGCGUCACACAACGAUAACAUCUCGACAUUAGGUGCAGGCCCAGGGAGGUCAAUGCUUAUCGGUCCUUUGGCAGAUCUCAGUGCCUUCUCGCGGGUUAACCUGACCCAAAUGACAGACCAGGGUGCCAAAGUGAUCCGGGUCGACCCUCAAGGCAGGAGGCGGCACAGUUCGGAAACAUUUGCCUCCACGACGACCGUAAACACAGCGACGGGUUUUCAGUCGGAAGACGUCAAACGCCACAGCUCCGCUUCAUUUGAGAACGUUUGGCUGAAGCCUGUUGAGACCUCGGGCACUGCUGCUUCACCUCCUUCUCCUCCUGCCGCUGCUGGAACAGCAUCCAGUUUUGACCCUUCCAACCAAAAUGGGCUGAACUACAUCGAUCUGGAUUUGGCUCAAAACCGAGAGCCGCUUGUUCCGGAUUGGAGCUCGAGCUUACAGACCCGGCAGGUGGACCUCGACGCGGCCGGGGUGGCAGAGGAAUCAAGUGCCUAUGCCAGCAUAAACUUUCCGAAAGCAGAUGACAACAGGGGCAAUCUCACUUUUAGAGAAGAAUGAAAAGCAGCUACACCUCACCUACCCAUCAAGUCCUCUCUCCCCCUCUCUCUCUCUCUCUCUCUCUCUCUGUCUCUCAUCUUGCAAUAAACCGAACUCCAGAACUCACCAAUACUCCGUCAGCCUGAUCAAGCCUCGUCGGACCUCAUCUCCUACUCGUCAUCUGUAACUCUGCCCUCACGCUGCUGCACACUCGGACCUUCCAGAAUGCUGGCCUUCACAUAACUGCAGUUCUCAUGAAACCUGAAGUUCUCAGGGUCUGGGGUCACAUGGUUAAAACUCAGAGCGAUGGUACUGAUCUAGAAUGAUACACGAAUGCAUGGUGCGAUUAUUAUUAUUAUUAUUAUAGUGAAUAUUGUAUUAACUUUUUAAGAAAAAACUAAUUGUAAUUUAUUAACAAAAUUUUUUUUAUAUCAGUUUAUAAUUCUGUUAAAAGUCAGCUUCUCUUAUUUUACUUUUUUUUUUUUUACUUCGUAGCAGAAAAUUAACCGACUCCGGAAGUGGAGACUCCUUCCUAGGAAAUGUUAAACGUCUCCAUAGCGAAAGCGCCGUAACACCUUUCACCCCAAUCAGAUCAGAGAAUUCAACAGCUGAUCUUGGAUCAGUACUUCGCUUGAGAUUUUACUCGUCUGACUUCACCAUUUAGACCUCGUCACUCAGUAGUUCUUCCUUAUUGUUCACCACAAUGUGGUACAAACGUUCAGUAAACAGCAGUACAGGA
Molecule: messenger RNA, 4582 nt
Organism: Clarias gariepinus (North African catfish)
Lineage: Eukaryota; Metazoa; Chordata; Actinopteri; Siluriformes; Clariidae
Gene: irs1
Product: insulin receptor substrate 1
Exons: 2
Coding region: 631-3864 (1077 amino acids)
Biological process (GO): insulin receptor signaling pathway
Cellular component (GO): plasma membrane; cytosol
Molecular function (GO): phosphatidylinositol 3-kinase binding; insulin receptor binding
Source: RefSeq, a predicted model, not a curated record